AUUAAUACAGUUCGAAAUAUAGAAACUUAUAUUGGAAGAGCAGAGAGUGGUAGAAAGUAGAAACCCAAACCGGCGUUUAUUUGUCAAAAAUCCGUCGGGAAAUCAUAGAUCCAUCCAUCCAUUUCUCUGAUCACGCAAUUGAUGGCAAAUCCGUUGCGAUUGUACUUAACCUGUAUUCGCAACACUCUGGAGGCCGCCAUGUGCUUGCAGAAUUUCCCCUGUCAGGAAGUUGAAAGGCACAACAAACCGGAAGUUGAACUCAAGACCAGUCCAGAGCUUCUUAUGAAUCCUGUUACGAUCUGUAGAAAUGAGGCUGAGAAAUGCUUGAUAGAAACAUCUAUAAAUUCAUUGCGCAUAAGCCUUAAGGUUAAGCAGGCAGAUGAACUUGAGAACAUACUGACAAAGAAGUUCCUUAGAUUUUUGUCUAUGAGAGCGGAGGCAUUUCAAGUAUUGAGGAGAAAACCAGUUCAGGGUUAUGACAUAAGUUUUCUCAUUACCAAUUAUCACUGCGAGGAGAUGCAGAAGCAGAAGCUGAUAGAUUUUAUUGUUCAGUUCAUGGAGGAUAUUGAUAAAGAGAUAAGUGAACUGAAGUUAUCUGUGAACACACGAGGGAGGCUUGUUGCUACGGAGUUCCUGAAGCAAUUCGUCUGAUAACAAUCCACUUCUAUGAGUGGAUGCCCCCCCCUUGAGACAAAUAUGGUAGAACAAUGGACAAUUUGGUAAAUGUAGGUCUACAGAGAAUCGAUGCAAGGACUAAUAGGUAAGUGUUGAACGUUAGACUCUAUGACUUGUGUAAAUUGGAAACAUUGUGGUGCAUAUCUUUGAUUUUUCAUGAACUCAACUGAAGUUUUGUAGGAGUUUGGAAUAUAAGAGGACUUUCGAUGCUGUUUUGACGGUUGCCCUUUUCUUUUCCUGUGAAAUGUUCUGAGAGCACGUCGAUCAGGUUAGCUCAAUAAGAAACGGAAAUAGCACUCGCAUUUGUGGGUACCGUCGAACGCAAACCCCAUAGGGAUGGUUUCGAGCAUAAUAAGGAUUGUGACUUGGUAGAUGAUGUUGAUAUUACUACACAAAAUUUAACGAUCUACUACUUUCAGUUACCAA
Molecule: messenger RNA, 1101 nt
Organism: Sesamum indicum (sesame)
Lineage: Eukaryota; Viridiplantae; Streptophyta; Magnoliopsida; Lamiales; Pedaliaceae
Gene: ARPC4
Product: binding protein
Biological process (GO): Arp2/3 complex-mediated actin nucleation; actin filament polymerization
Cellular component (GO): Arp2/3 protein complex; actin cytoskeleton
Molecular function (GO): actin filament binding
Source: RefSeq, a predicted model, not a curated record